GGUCAUAAACCGGUCCAAAGGUCAGGGAGACGCCGACGGGAACAAGUAGAUUGUCGCGGCGACGGAGGCUGUCCAGUCUUCUCCACCGGCAGAGCUGCAACAGGAGUGAGGACGCCAGCACCAAGAUGAAGGGCAUCUUGAAAUCUACCAAAAAGGAGCUGGACGGCAGCACCACCCAGAGCAGCUCCAUCGGGGCCCUGCGCUGGACUCUCCCGGAGGAGAACGUCCAGGCCCACAGCUCUGCCCCCAGCAGACCUGGCCCCCCCAACAACCUCACCAAGCACUCACAGCAGCGUCCUCGGCAGACCGGCCUGAAGGAUCUGCGCAGCCUGCAGGAGUGCGUGCUCUUCAUCCAACACUGGAAAGAGCAAGUGGACCAAGUCUGCAAGGGAGGAAGGGAUCCAGAGGAAGGCACCGGUAAGAAGGAGAGUUCAGACCCACGUACUGAGCGCAGUCUUGAGGAGAGCAGGAAACUCAUCCUGGAGUGGGCGGACGAGCUCCAUCACGUCGACAAGCUCCUGAAGGCAACCUCCUGGCCAUUGGAGUGUCAAGAAAAUAAAGAGGCAAAGGAUGCCAAUGGGGAAGCCCAAAUGAGGAUCAUGGAGUGGGCAAAGGAGCUGCAGCAAGCAACCGAGAGUUGCGGCGUGCAGAGCGACAAGCUGGGCAAAGCGCUGCGCCUGCUGGGCCUGAAGAAGAACCGGCUGGUCAACCUGCUGCCCCUGCUGGAGUUCAUCACCUGGUCCCUGCUCAAGGAAGACAGCACGAAGAUGAUUCCACAAGUAUGGUUACUGGCAAAGCAAAGGACCUGGAAAGCUGGAAUUGCGAGAUACAUCCCCAACUCAGUUUGGAGUUGGAUUUGCAGUGCAUCAGCCGAUGUGAUUCUUGACCCCAUGACCAACCACGCGUGGCUGCUGGUGUCAGACGACCAGCGCAUGGUCCAGGAGGCCAUCUCGGCAUGCGAGCUGCCUCACAGCUCCCAGCGGUUCGACGGCUGGCCGUGUGUGCUGGGCUGGGAGGGCUACAGCGGCGGCCGCCACUACUGGGAGGUGGACAUAGCCAACAAGGGCUACUGGCGCGUGGGACUGACGACCGCCGACUCCGAGCGGCAGGGGCGUUUCCAGAUGACCCCGAAGCGGGGGUACUGGGCCCUGUGGCGCAGCACGCACGAGUUCUACGCCUGCACCAAGCCAGAGGCGCCGCUGCCCGUCGGCCUCGUGCCUCGACGUAUGGGGAUCUACUUGGAUUACGAAGAGGGCCAGAUCUCCUUCUACAACGCAGAGAAAAAGUCCCACAUCUACACCUUCACCGGAGACUUCAGAGGGAAGCUGUACCCCCUGUUCGCCCCGCUGGACGGUCGCACACUCAUGAGAAUCAUCCGGCCGCACAACAUCUCCACCGAGAGACGCAGACCUUCAGAACUUUUAUUGGACACUUGAAGCAUUCGAAUUUGACUUUGAGGAAAUAAAUGUCCACGCUGUAUUGACCAAAAAGGUACAGGCAAGACUCUUCAGGCUCGUCGGUUACAUUCAAAAUUCACAAGCGGAGACUUCAAAAAACUAAAGUUAAAAUCCCACCAACAUUAAAGUUUUUCUUAGGAUAAACAUGAAACUGAAGCUUCAGUUAAAGACUCAGAAAGACGGAACUAUAUCUAAUGAUGUCAUCAACAGACAUUAUGGAAAUACAUGACACAAACUCAACAAAAGUAUUUAUCUUACACAAUCAAAUUUUAAAGAGUAUGUAUCUGAUUAUCCAGUUGCUGCAUCUACAUGCAUACAUGCAUUUUCAGAUAUUUAAUUUACAUUGACAUCUUUGCUACUUAUCUGACUUUUUUUCUGACUUAUCUUGUUAUCUGGUUAUAUUUCUUCACAGAGGGAAAUUUCUAAUUUCACACGUCGAAAAAUCUAAAUGUGUAAAUUGUAUUUAUAAAAAAUAAAGCUCUUAAAGAAAAAAAAAAGCUCUUUUUACAACACUAUAGCCUUUGAAACAUGAACAAAGUGUAGCUGGAGCAGCGGUGCCAUAUUCUGACAAAUGUGUCCACAUUUUUAGUAUUAAAAAAAGGCCUCUCUCUUACAAACCCACGGUCCGUACGCAUCACAGUCGGCAGCGAACACGCUCCCACCUCCCCGCAGGUCUGCACAGUCCCUGUGAUCGGCAUCCCACUCCACCGCCAACCUGCAACACACGCACACGUCAAAAUAUGUGUAUAUAUGUAUAUGUAUGUACAGUAUAUGUCCUAUAUCAUUUCUAUAGUUAUGUGCUUGACUUGUACUUAUACUGACACAUAUUACUGGGCAUCAUCACUUUUACACUAUGUAUUUAAUAAAUAGCAGAGUUAAAA
Scophthalmus maximus (turbot) is the source of this 2338-nucleotide messenger RNA. Its product is annotated as zinc-binding protein A33. The record is from RefSeq and is a predicted model, not a curated record. The coding region runs from base 126 to 1436 and encodes 436 amino acids. Gene Ontology annotation, molecular function: protein binding. Lineage: Eukaryota; Metazoa; Chordata; Actinopteri; Pleuronectiformes; Scophthalmidae. The transcript is spliced from 10 exons.